Molecule: messenger RNA, 2201 nt
Organism: Zingiber officinale
Lineage: Eukaryota; Viridiplantae; Streptophyta; Magnoliopsida; Zingiberales; Zingiberaceae
Product: metal transporter Nramp5-like
Exons: 13
Coding region: 403-2055 (550 amino acids)
Biological process (GO): metal ion transport
Cellular component (GO): membrane
Molecular function (GO): cadmium ion transmembrane transporter activity; manganese ion transmembrane transporter activity
Source: RefSeq, a predicted model, not a curated record
CUGCAAGAACAAAAGUCGAACCUAAAAGAAAGAUUGGGCAAGAUUUAAUAAUGUAACUUUGGUUCCUCCUUUAGAAAAUUCUUCAGUGGAUUUGGCACAAUGCAGAGUGGAUUUCCAACAUCGAAUACUUAACUCUUGUGUUAGUGGCUUUCACAGGGUACGCCACAAAAUAUGUUUGUGGAUUUAGGCAAGUGAUUUUGAAUCCAUUGCAUCUCUUUUCUCUUUUUCACUGUACAUUUUCCAUGCAACUUUAGAUGUCACUAAAACACACUCCAUGAUCUGGUUGAGGAUCCUUGUAACUUGGCAUGCUACCUGCUCCCGUAUAAUUCGCCCUUAAGGCUAUAAAUAAGCAGAAUAAGUGAUUUCGAGUUAGCAAAAGUGCUGCAGGCAGGCUAAAUAAAAAUGGAGAAAACAAAUGGCAUUCAAGGAAGAGGAAUUCAAAAUGCAUCUUCUCUUGAAGAAACUAAACCAAAGAUCAAAGCUAACGAAGAAGAAAAUGAUGAAAAGAAGGAAGACAACACAUGUUUCCAAGAUAGUGCCUCACCCCAGAAGCCAACAUGGAAAAGGUUCAUGGCCUAUGUUGGACCUGGAUUUCUCGUCUCUAUGGCUUAUAUUGACCCUGGAAACUUGGAAACUGACCUGCAAGCAGGAGCUGAUCACAAAUACCAGCUUCUAUGGGUCAUACUGAUCGGGCUGUUAUUUGCUUUGAUAAUUCAAUCUUUAGCCGCAAAUCUUGGAGUCGUAACAGGAAAGCACUUAGCUGAACUGUGCAAAGUGGAGUACCCAAAUCAUGUCAACUUUUGUCUAUGGUUGCUUGCGGAAGCAGCUGUGAUUGCUUCUGACAUCCCUGAAGUGAUAGGAACAGCCUUUGCUCUCAAUAUACUGUUUCAUGUUCCAUUGUGGGCUGGGGUUCUAAUCACAGGAUUGAGCACACUUUUAUUGCUUGGACUUCAGAAAUAUGGGGUUCAGAAGCUUGAAAGACUAAUAACUAUUUUAGUGCUUGUCAUGGCUGCUUGCUACAUUGGAGAGCUGAGCUAUGUGAGCCCCCCUGCAAAUGAGGUGGUCAAGGGGCUCUUUGUGCCUAGUCUGAAGGGCAGUGGUGCCACUGGAGAUGCUAUAGCACUCUUGGGAGCUCUUAUCAUGCCGCACAAUUUGUUCUUGCAUUCAGCUUUGGUGCUAUCCAGGAAGACACCACCGUCGAUCAAAGGAGUCAAUGAUGCUUGCAGAUACUUUCUCGUGGAGAGUGGAUUUGCAUUAUCAAUAGCAUUGCUCAUCAACAUCAGCAUUGUUGCUGUCUCUGGAACUGUUUGUACUGCUAAUGACUUGUCUCAGCAGGACUCUGAUAGAUGCGAUGAUCUUACACUUCAUUCUGCAUCAUUUCUGUUGAAGGAUGUCCUUGGAAAGUCUAGUUCAACUGUUUAUGCCAUUGCAUUGUUAGCCUCUGGACAGAGCUCUGCAAUAACUGGUACAUACGCUGGGCAAUACAUCAUGCAGGGUUUUCUAAACAUGAAGAUGAAAAAAUGGCUGAGGAAUCUCAUGACUCGAUCAAUCGCAAUCACUCCAAGUCUCAUCGUCUCCAUCAUUAGUGGUUCCUCAGGAGCUGGACGGCUCAUCAUAAUCUCAUCGAUGGUACUAUCAUUUGAGUUGCCAUUUGCACUCUUACCUCUUCUCAAAUUCAGCAGCAGUCGAACAAAAAUGGGACCUCAUAAAAGCUCAAUAUAUAUCAUUGUGGUGUCAUGGAUUCUUGGUUGGCUUCUAGUAGCAAUCAACAUCUACUUCUUAAGCACCAGCUUUGUCAGUUGGCUCAUUGAUAGCAGCCUACCAACAGUUGCUAAUGUUCUCAUCAGCAUCAUUGUUUUCCCUCUCAUGGUAGUGUACACUCUUGCUGUCAUCUACUUAACCUUUAGGAAGGAGACUGAAGUUACAUUCGUCGACUCAUUGGAUUCUUCACAUGUUAACAUAGAGAGUGGUGGUUCAUUUCAAGUUGAUGGAAUGAGUAGAUCUGAAGUUGCACCCGUCAGAGAGGAUCGUGCAGAUAUCCCCCUCCAUGAUUAGAUAAGGUUCCCAUUUACUUGGAUGGAAGAUAUGAUAUUCCACUGCGUACUUUCCCUUAUCUCUUGACAUGACUCCCUCCUGAAAAUUGUUGUUUUGUGGAUUACCAUAUGACUCUUAGAUUUAAGGAGACUUACUUGUAGCCUAAA